Leishmania mexicana MHOM/GT/2001/U1103 is the source of this 1470-nucleotide messenger RNA. Its product is annotated as S-adenosyl-methyltransferase mraW-like protein. The coding region runs from base 1 to 1470 and encodes 489 amino acids. Gene Ontology annotation, molecular function: rRNA (cytosine-N4-)-methyltransferase activity. The record is from RefSeq and is a predicted model, not a curated record. The transcript has a single exon. Gene Ontology annotation, biological process: rRNA base methylation. Lineage: Eukaryota; Euglenozoa; Kinetoplastea; Trypanosomatida; Trypanosomatidae.
AUGAAGCGGAUUGUGGCACCGAAGCGAUGGUCCGCCGUAAACCGUGUUGAGCAUCCUCCGCUUAUGCCUAAGCAGCUCUUGCAGGGCGUCUGUGGGGGACUGCGGUGGCUCGAGUCUAAGAACCUUGCUGAGUUUUUGGCAAAGCGCGCCAUCGAAGAAGGGUUCCCCUGUACGAAGAAGCAGCAGAGGGUUUUCGAUGCGCGACCGCCAUCAUCGCGUCCAGCGCUUCGCACGAGCCGACUGCACAAAAAGUGUCCGGCGCGCCGUUCUAGCGGGGCUGUGCAACGGACCGAGGGUGCUCUGGAGGCGUCGCGCACGACAGGUGCCAGUGGCGCCCUCGUCUCUUCCGGUGCAGCGCUUGCCUUGAACUCGUCUGCCUUGGAUGCUCUGGUGCCACUGUCCAAGCAGAAGCGGCUCGUUUCGUAUGACGUUUUGGACUGUACAUUCGGCUCUGGGUUUCACACUGGUGUGGUGCUCGAGAACGGUCGGCCGUACACGCGAGUUGUUGCGAUGGACUGCGACUUGGAGGCGACGGUGAGCGCGCGCGAGAUCGUUGAUGAGUUCGGGGCGGACCGGUUUCGAUUCUUCGCGCGUCCCAUGUCUGAGGCCAAGGCCAUGUUUGGCGAGCGUUCCUUCGAUGCCGUUAUGAUCGACCCUGGCCCGUCGCUAACUCAACUGGAGAACCCCGAGCGAGGGUUUCUUCUGGAUGAUGAGAGUGACCACGCACUCGACAUGCGUUACGGGCCCACGCAUGGGCUCGGGGCGCUGGAGUACCUCAACACGGUGCCGCAGCAUGCCCUGUCCAGCGCCCUCGCUUCCUACGAACUUCUGACUCCCCAGCAGUCCAUGAAGCUUGCUAGAGCCAUUCGGCAACGGCGCCCCUUCGAUGGCGCGCAGCGCGUGCUGGAGGCAGUGGAGGAGGCGGGUAACGAGCUCCCUGAGGAGGGAUGGGGGACUCAGGGUAGCCGACGGAAGACUUCGAUGUCAUGGAACUUCAUGACAUCGUUGAGAUGCAUCGUGAACCACGAGCGCCACGAGCUGAGCGAGGCCCUGCAGAACGCGCUGCUGCUCCUGCGCACUGAUGGCCGGCUUGUUGUCUUCUCUCGUCUCCCGUGGGAGGAGAGGCUCAUCUCCACCACUGUCAGUCAGCACCCACACGCUCUGCUAAGUUACUCGGAGGCUAUUCCCAUCGAAGAUGUGCAGGAGCACGGCCACUCACGUCACACAAAGAUGUGGAUUGUCACUCGCACCCAACGUUCCUCGUACGUGCUCAAGAACAGUCAGGCGCUCACAGAGGAGGCGGUGCAGGAGAGCUCGAUGCGGUGGAUGAGCGGCCUCUUCGCUGGUCAAACGUUUGGGUUCCCGGCGAAUAACUUCACCUUUGAGAACAAGGAUGCGAAGGACUGGGCCGCAGUGCGCCGAAACAAGGACUCGCCACCGUUCGACAGCGAUGAUGACCCUAGAGGCUAA